Messenger RNA from Mycena indigotica, 1395 nucleotides. Its product is annotated as Triacylglycerol lipase. Gene Ontology annotation, biological process: lipid metabolic process. The record is from RefSeq and is a predicted model, not a curated record. Lineage: Eukaryota; Fungi; Basidiomycota; Agaricomycetes; Agaricales; Mycenaceae. Bases 1 to 1395 code for a protein of 464 amino acids. The transcript has 8 exons.
AUGUACCGUAUCCCCCUCAUAGGUCGCCUCUCAGGGCGUGAAUACUUUGCCCUCGUUUUCGGUCUCAUCUUCGUCCUUUUUGAGGGUCUUAUCCAUGUCAUAAUUCUCUUCCUCCCCAAAUGGUUCAUCAACAUCUGCUACGAGCACUCCCGCUCUCUGUUCCACCGUAUAAUGGGCCCUCCAAAGGUCAAAUCUGCGGAGAAGCGCCAGGCCGACCGCAUUCUUAAAGCGCGUGACUUUGGCGAGCUGUGCUCUAUCUAUGGUUACACUCAUGAAGAACAUGUGGUCUUAACCAAGGAUGGAUAUCUUCUUGGGCUUCACCGUUUGCCUUCCAAAAAGGGACAGCAAAAGGCUAGUCCGGGUACUGCAACUGGGAACCCCGUGGUAUAUCUGCAUCAUGGUCUCCUCAUGAACAGCGAAGUCUGGGUUUGCUUGACUGCAGCUGAACGCUCUCUUCCAUUCGUUCUCGUUGAACAAGGCUUCGACGUGUGGCUAGGAAACAACCGCGGCAACAAAUAUUCCAAGAAGUCGAUACAUCAUGGACCAAAUUCGUCCAAGUUCUGGGAUUACAGCAUCGACGACUUCGCUUGGCACGAUAUUCCUGACUCCAUCAAUUACAUUCUGGAUUGUACCAAGGCAAAGACGCUGAGCUACGUUGGCUUCAGCCAAGGUACCGCCCAAGCGUUUGCUGCCUUGAGCAUUCACCCCCAAUUGAAUGAGAAGGUUAAUGUCUUCAUUGCGCUUGCUCCCGCCAUGAGCCCCGCAGGCCUCGCUGCCUCUGUGGUCGAUGGCUUGAUGAAAGCAUCUCCUACCCUGAUAUUCCUUUUCUUCGGCCGCAAGUCUAUUCUCUCGUCCGCAACAAUGUGGCAGUCCAUCCUCUACCCACCCAUCUUCGCCAAGACUAUCGACACAUCCCUUCGUUGGCUGUUCAACUGGCACAGUCAUAACAUCUCGACACACCAGAAGAUCGCGGCGUACGCGCACUUGUACUCCUUCGCAUCAACCAAGUCUGUUGUUCACUGGUUCCAAAUAAUGCGAAAUGGCCAAUUCCAGAUGUACGACGACGACGUUCAGUCGCCGAUAAUGCAUACUUCAGUCAGCAGCUAUCGACCUGCCCGUUUCCCAACGAGGAAUAUUGUCACACCUAUAGUGUUGUGUUAUGGUGACUCUGAUAGUUUGGUGGACAUUGAUGUUAUGGUGUCUCAAUUGCCUGGGCACACGGUCUGUCGUCGAUUGCAUGGCUACGAGCACCUCGAUAUUCUUUGGGGAAAAGAUGUGGAUGUGGACGUUAUACCCGAAGUGUUAGAUGCCCUCAAGCAGCACUGCGAGAACCCAGAACGCUUGAUGGUGAACGGAGUACCUUUGCGCGAGAAAAGGACAGUUAUGUCGGACUAG